Molecule: messenger RNA, 783 nt
Organism: Lodderomyces theae
Lineage: Eukaryota; Fungi; Ascomycota; Pichiomycetes; Serinales; Debaryomycetaceae
Product: mitochondrial 54S ribosomal protein YmL13
Exons: 1
Coding region: 1-783 (260 amino acids)
Cellular component (GO): mitochondrion
Source: RefSeq, a predicted model, not a curated record
AUGCUCACGAGACGCCUCACAUCCUCCACAUCCUCCACGUCCUCCACGUACUCCGUGGCGCUACUCCGAUCACUAUCCAGCUCCACACUGAUCCGAUCCUGGUUUGGCGACCUUUUUGGCUCCAAGAGCUCCAAAAUCACCAGUCAGCAAAAACGGUCCGAGAUCAUUGAGAAUCAAGACGAGUAUAUCGAGAAGGACCUUACUCGAAUCACACAUUUGACGAGGGAGAACUCACCGCAGUACUUGGAGAAGCAACAGAAACAGCGCAACGCUUUGAAAGGGGUGAGUAAAGUGCGUGAUUGGAAAAAUGUCAAGUUUUUGCGUGGGCUGGAUUUGCUGGUGUAUUAUGAUGAUAAGUUGAAGUUGCAAGACGUUGUGAAUAAAAGCUAUGAGGAGGUUACGGGUACAUCUAUCAAUUCCAAUAAUUAUGAGCAGAUCGAAUUGCAUGAUUUGAAGUUGAGGUUUGAGGUUGUCAAGCAACUACAAUCGAAUUUGGGAUUCGAACUCAAUGAUCACGUCAUUAGUAGCAGCCACGAUUUGCAGUCGUUAUACCAUGAGAUUGAGAAAGUGGUGAACAAGAGAUGGAGCAAUGAAAGGAACCCCAAUGCAAUUGUGUUGAAAGCUGGUGAUUUCACUGCCAAGAAUGUCUACCUUAAUGAAUCAAGAGAUGAGUAUGAAAAGCAACGUGAGUUUACAAAGUUGUUGAGAGAGGUUGAGAGGUUGGAGCAACAACAGGAAAAACAACAAUCACAACAACCACAACAAUUGGAACAAAAGGUAUGA